Molecule: messenger RNA, 3099 nt
Organism: Thermothelomyces thermophilus ATCC 42464
Lineage: Eukaryota; Fungi; Ascomycota; Sordariomycetes; Sordariales; Chaetomiaceae
Exons: 5
Coding region: 341-2815 (824 amino acids)
Biological process (GO): mRNA cis splicing, via spliceosome; peptidyl-serine phosphorylation; peptidyl-threonine phosphorylation
Molecular function (GO): protein serine/threonine kinase activity; ATP binding
Source: RefSeq, a predicted model, not a curated record
GAGAACUUUCAACAUCGGAAAACGUAAAACCCAACAUCGCCGCGUCAGGCUUUCUCGAUCCCACGUUGACACCACAAACAUCUCCACCAUAGGCAUUAACGAUUUUGCUCUCUCGGACCAGCCUUUCCCUUCGCCUUAUCCUGACUUAUCCACGACCGCGACUGGAAAGUCGAAGCUCAAGUCUGAAUACUCCCCAGCCGAAUUGAUUUGACUACAUUAGGCGCUGCCUGCUACAUUCGAGCGGGGCGCCCCUGAACCAGAGAGGCGCCGGUUUGAGUCUCCGCCAAGCCAGGACAGCAUAGAAGAACUAGAAGGGUGAACUCGGCGGUCGGUACAUACAAUGGCGUCCUCUACGUUCAGCUCGGAUGAGGGGGAAAUCGUAGAGGCAACUCCCCUGCCUCGCUCUGGAAAAAACGGUGAUGUUGACCGGACCGGCAGACAUCGAGGUAGAUACCCGUCGCGCACGCCCGAGCGCGACUUACCAUCAAGAGAAUCGGCCGACGGGCCCCGCCGAAGCCGGUCGCCCCGCGGCUGGAAGCGGUCCCGGGAGGACCACCGCGACCGGCGCGACAGCCGCCAGUUCCGCGUCCACUACGAGGGCAGCUCUCGCGACUAUCGCCGCCCGUAUCGCGACCUAGACCGUCCUCCCUCACGUGGCGCAGACCGCUACGACGAGCGACCGAACUAUCGCUACGGCAGCCGCGAACCGGCACCCCCUCGCCCCAGAGGCCACCGCGCCGAUGGCGGCACCUACGACCGCAGCUACGACCGUGAUCGCAGGGACGAUGGCUACCCAGACAAGCGGGCUCGGACCCGCAGUCGGUCACCCCGCGGCAGGGGCGACAGGACCGACAGGACCGACAGGACCGACAGGGCGGGGCGAGACGGUGGCCGCUCCGGAGAUGACCUGAGGUCAGGGGAAGACAAGUACAGUGCCCCUGCUGAGAGACGUCCCCAGGAUGGCUCCACGUCCAGGCGGGAUACACCAGUAGAGGCUCCUGAUGUGUCCAAGCAGAAUGCUAAAACUGAUCAAGGUGCUACGGUUGAACGAGGCAUGAAUGACCUUGCCCUUUCACAACCCAGCGCACCUCCCGAACCGGAACCCGAUAUGGACUGGGACCCCGAUGCGGCCAUGGACCAGGAGGCGGCCGUUCAGGCGGAGAUUGAGCGGCGUCGCCGAGCCAGAGAAGCGGCUCUCAAGCGAGCAGCAACCCCGACGGUCCAGGCGUUACAGGCCGGUGACAGGCCUGCCUCCACGCCGACUUCAACUCGUCCGAGCACUCCGGGCCCUCAGAAAGCCGAAGGCGCCACCCCCUCCUCCAACGGCCCUUUAUCACCCGGUCCGUCUCCGGGCAGGGUUCAAGCCGCCCUGUCUCCCGGGAGCUUCAACUUUGCUGACGACCAAGCACUCAUCAAUGCUCACGCCAAGGCUAAGACGGCCGACGAGGACGGACCGUCGGCUGCUGACUAUGACCCGACCGCGGACAUGAAGGAGGACGAGCGCAGAGACGAGAUGCGCCACGGCAACGUAGGUCUGCAUGGUGAGCCUCGUCGUCCCUCUCAGGACGAACUUGCGGCCCCUCCAGCGGAGACGGAGGAGGAGGACAAGGGCCCCAAGAAAGGUGAUGACGACGACAACUUCGACAUGUUCGCAGAUAACUUUGCCGACAAGUUCGCCGCGCCUGCGCCUGAAAAACCCGACGCCGCCCAAGAAGGACGCGCACCGCAAGGCGGCGGUGGCAUCUUAGAAGGAGAUGACAAGGAGGGCUAUUACAAGAUCCGGCCGGGAGAGCUACUGGAUGGGCGGUAUCAGGUCCUGACAACCUUGGGCCGUGGUAUGUUCUCGGGCGUGGCUCGUGCGGUCGACAUCACCACCAAGAAACAGGUUGCCAUCAAGAUUAUGCGCAACAACGAUGCGCUGCGCAAAGGAGGUCUCACCGAAAUUGCCAUUCUCGAGAAGCUCAAUGCCGCCGAUCCGGAGGACAAGAAACACAUUGUCAGGUUCGAGCGGGCCUUCGAGUACAAGGCGCAUCUCUGCAUGGCUUUUGAGAACCUGAGCAUGAACCUCCGCGAGGUCCUCAAGAAGUUCGGCAACAACGUUGGCAUCAACCUGAAUGCAGUACGGGCGUAUGCGUACCAGAUCUUCCUCGCCCUGGGCCACAUGCGCAAAUGCAGCAUCAUCCACGCCGAUCUGAAGCCAGACAAUAUACUGGUAAACGAAGCACGCAACGUGCUCAAGAUUUGCGACUUGGGCACCGCAAUCGAUCGUUCCGAUGCGGCCAUGGCUGCGUCCGAGCCUAUGCCAUACCUUGUGAGCAGGUUCUACAGAGCUCCCGAAAUCAUCCUGGGAGUGCCCUUCGACUAUGCUGUCGACAUGUGGUCCAUCGGAUGCACGCUGUAUGAGCUAUACACGGGCAAGAUCCUUUUCACGGGCGAGAACAACAACCAGAUGCUGAAGAAUAUCAUGGAAGUUCGGGGCAAGCUGAGCGCAAAGUUCUACCGCCGUGGUGAGCUCGCCCACAAUCACUUCGACGAGCUGGGCAACUUCAUCAGCGUGGAGCGGGAUAAGGUUCUUGGCAAGACAACUGUUCGCACGCUGGCGACCGUCAAGCCGACGCGGGACCUGCGGACCCGCCUACUGGCCGCAUCAGCCGGGAUGGACGAUGCCGAGAGCCGGGAGCUCAACCACUUUAUUGACCUACUGGAGCGGUGCUUGACGCUGAACCCGGAGAAGCGGCUUGUGCCUGCUGAUGCGCUGAAGCAUCCUUUCUUUACUCAGCGGGUGCAUGGAUACGGGCACGGGCAUGGGCGAUAAGACCGGCGCUGCAGCGCGUGGAGGUAGAGUUGGUUUGGGACGACAGCCAGGUAUGGCGAAGCUUCAUUCCUCCCAAGAGGCGGUGGCGAUGUUGCGCUUGAACCUGAUAUAGCGAUGGAGCUGUGUCAAGGUCGAUGCCGAACCGAGAUUGAGAGACUAAGCAAAGCCUGUAGUAAGAGAAGGGGGUUAUAGUGGUAAUAGUUCGAUUCGGAAUAUAUGAGGGGGUCCGGACAUAGAACAUGCGCACAUAAGAUUACUGCCUUUUUUUUGGGACCCGGGGGGGG